UCUGGCUCAGUCAUGAUCACAGGAUGGGAGCUCAAAUUGAAAUUAUCCCAUGCAAGAUCUGUGGAGAUAAAUCAUCAGGAAUCCAUUAUGGUGUCAUUACUUGUGAAGGCUGCAAGGGGUUCUUUAGGAGAAGCCAACAGAGCAAUGCGACAUACUCUUGCCCUCGGCAAAAGAACUGCCUCAUCGACCGAACAAGCAGGAAUCGAUGUCAGCACUGCCGGUUACAGAAGUGUUUGACAGUGGGAAUGUCUCGAGAUGCUGUUAAGUUUGGUCGGAUGUCCAAGAAGCAGAGAGACAGUCUGUAUGCUGAGGUACAGAAACAUCGUCUGCAGCAACAACAGCGAGACCACCAGCAGCAGCCUGGUGAAGCAGAGCCCCUGACCCCAACGUACAAUGGGCUGACAGAACUGAACAAUGACCUCAGCAAUCUUUAUAUGGAUGGGCACACGCCAGAAGUGGGCAAAGCCGACUCAGGAAUGAACAACUUCUAUCUGGACAUUCAGCCAUCCCCAGACCAGUCCGGUCUAGACAUCAAUGGUAUUAAACAGGAGCCGAUAUGUGAAUACGCAGCGGUCCCUGACUUCUUUCCCUACUGCUCCUUCACAAACGGUGAAAGCUCUCCCACUGUCUCAAUGACAGAACUAGAGCACCUUGCACAGAACAUCUCCAAGUCCCACAUUGAGACCUGCCAGUACUUGCGGGAAGAGCUGCAACAAAUAACAUGGCAGGCCUACGUGCAGGAAGAAGUAGAGAUUUACCAGAAUAAGCCCCGGGAGGUGAUGUGGCAGCUUUGCGCUAUUAAAAUAACUGAAGCAAUUCAGUAUGUGGUGGAGUUUGCAAAACGGAUCGAUGGAUUCAUGGAACUGUGUCAAAACGAUCAGAUCGUACUUCUGAAAGCAGGUUCUUUAGAAGUUGUGUUUGUCCGAAUGUGUCGAGCCUUUGACCCGCAGAAUAACACAGUUUAUUUUGAUGGCAAAUAUGCUGGUCCCGAUAUCUUCAAAUCAUUAGGCUGUGAUGACUUGAUCAACUCCAUCUUUGAAUUCAGUAAAAGUUUGUGCAUGUUGCAUCUCGUGGAAGACGAGAUUGCCCUGUUUUCUGCGUACGUGCUGAUCUCUGCAGAUCGUCUGUGGCUUCAGGAGAAAAUAAAAGUUGAAAAACUGCAACAGAGGAUUCAAUUAACACUCCAGCAUAUUUUGCAGAAACAUCACAGAGAGGAUGGCAUUCUGACAAAGCUGUUAUCUAAAGUGUCUACAUUACGAACACUGUGUAAUCGACACAUUGAGAAGCUGUCCUCAUUCAAAGCAAUACACCCGGACAUUGUGCGGGUCCAUUUCCCUCCGUUGUAUAAGGAGCUGUUCAGCUCCGAGUUUGAGCAGAUGAUGCCAACUGAUGGUUAAGUAUUGUCAUCAGAGGAGCUCGGAACCCCAGAAGUACCUGCAUCAAACAGUUGAAGAUAUUUUGCAUUUUUCCAACGCUGCACUGCAGUGGCCGUGCACAGCCCAGGAGAUUAACAAAAACAACAAAUUUCUUGGGCGGGGUGUUUAAUGGGAUGGGGCAGGGGGUGAAUUAAUAUUAGUUUCUUCGUGAAAGUUGAACUUGUUUUUCUCAUGCAUUUAGUUUGUGUAGAGCACAGCGCACAGUGACAUUAUAAUGCUGAGAAGCUAAUUUAGAGCAAAUCUUUUACAGGGUAUAUAGAGUAAAUACAGUGAACGUAACAGUUAUUAUCAGUAUAUCAUUUUAAACUUGAUGUGCUGUGAGACGAAAUAUGAAUCUGCAAUUUAAGCACUUUUUUCCCGAUUUGUACAUGAUAUGUUGUAUUUAUUAGUUCUGUUAAUAGGACGUGCACAAGAAAUACAAGUUUAACAGUUGAGUAUAUGGAGGGAGGUUCGGAGUUUUAGAUGCUGCUGUUAGGUUGAUGUUUGUUUAUAGUAGGAAUGCCCACAUACUUAGUUUGAUUUACAAACACAAUCCAAUUUCCAUAGUCUGUGCGGCUGAUUAAUGUGUCAUUGAUUCAGAUUAAGAAUGGUACGGUGAAGGGUAAUGGAAUCAAAAUGAUUUAUAAAAUAUGAAGCCUUGUCUGGACCACUUUAGAGAGAGUUCUAUUUUUAUAACCCUGGUAUGAAUAUUAGGAAGCACUUAAAAUAUUCCUGCAAUAAAAGAGACGUGAUUUGUGCAAGACAAUGUUUUUUGUAAGGCAAGCCAACAAUAGAAAGAAGUGUUAUUUUCUAAGAGCUUGGUGUUAUUUUCUUGUGAGAAUAUGUCUGGUCUAGUGAAAUCUUUUUGAUUAAUGUGCCACAGUGUAAGUGUGUUUCUGCUAAUGAGCAACACAAGUCUUUUUAAUCUUGAAAUGGUGGUUUCCUUGUGAAACAACAUUCCAAAAGAAACGCAAAAAUGUAGAAACGUCUAAAGUAAGUGUUUGUGUGCGCAUGCGUGUAUGUGUCUGUGUGUGUGUGUGAAUGAUCAGUCUGUAUCACUGUUGCUUUUUGCACAUUAACUUCAUUCCUUGGUAGUGCAAUAUGUACAAAGGGUACUUGCUAGUGUACAUUUAACCCCUCAGGGAAGAAAAAAAAAACGUGUUUGUACAGUCUCUUAUUCUGCUAAGGGCUGUUGAGUAGAUCAUUUUGUGUGUCUGUGUGUGAGGCAGUCAGUCUGGCUCUAAUCCUGGAGUGAGUCUGGAUUCAGGAGUCAGGCCACUGUUUGUUUGAAAUGCUCCAAAACAUGUUGAUUGUGCAACGCUCCUGGCAAUUGCUGUUACUGUGAAAGACAAUCCAGAAUUCUGAUUAAAUGAUAAGAAUCCUAGGAAGAAAAUCUUGAAGGUCCGACAGAAAUCAGAUAGAGGGUUUGAACUUAUUUUAGCUCAGGGAUAAUUUAGAUUAUAAUGAAGGUGUGGAAUGGUCAGUAUUUCUUGUAACAGUAAACACAGCAAAGGUAUUCAGGCCCUUAGAAGUUGCAAACUGAAUCAACAGUAAUAUUGCCCACCUUAACUUUUGGAGGCAAUUUAUUGGGCAGUGUCUGGAAGCCACUAGAGUUAUUACAGACAGUUGCAAUUUUGUUUUUUAUAGAGGGAGAGCUGUUAGCGAAGGCUUCUAUGGAAUAUCGAGUGAAUCCUAGAUUUACAAUCUUGGCAAUCAAAGCACUUGAUCUGCUGUUUUAACCAUUUACUGAUGCAUGUUAAAUGAGAGCACAUGUAGGUCUCUAUCUCCCUCACGUUCACCAACACUACACCAGCUCAAACAGCAUUCUGGUAUUUUCCAUCUCCCUGAGCCCAGGAAACCGAUGAAAUGGGCAUUUCCAAAUUGGGAUGGAGUGCAGUACAAGAUCCAGUCUGGCACUUGGGAAAGGAGGGAAGAGUUGAAUCAGUGUGGAGAAUCAAUUUGCAUCUUGGAUCCAUCUGUUACCCCCUCCCAGGACAGAGGAACCAGAUCCCGGAGAUAAAUAUAAUUGAUUAACAAGUAGACAACAGCCCCUGUAGAAAAGGAGUCCAGUCACCAUCUUCAACUCUAUCUCCAAAGUGGAUUGAGCAAGUGUGGGCCGCAUGGUAUUAGAGCUGUUUAUCACCAAAGUACAGGUCUCAGUUAGAGGAGGCACAGGCUGCAAAUUCCCAGGAAUUUGGAUGAGACUUUAUAUCUGUUUAUCAGAAGGGUCACCAGCUGUGCAUCUCCAGAAGCUUUCCUGAUUCCUCCAACCAUUCUCUCCUUUGGAUCCCCCCGUAACCCAUCCAUCCUUUGUCAUUCCCCAUACCCACUUGUUGUGGCCUGCUAUUGUGGCCAACCCACAUAUCCUUCCUAUCGGAGUCUGGACCUCUUGCUGCUACCCUUGGUCACCUUGACCCGGCACACCUACUGGGCAUAUGGCCCCGACGGCAUACAGUGUCGAGUGAACGGGCUCUUCAUUGCACAAUUGGAUGAUCUGUCACUCGUAGAAUCCUCUACAGUGUGGAAACAGGCCAUUUGACCCAUCAGGUCCACACCAAUCCUC
Rhincodon typus (whale shark) is the source of this 3978-nucleotide messenger RNA. RefSeq names its product RAR-related orphan receptor A, paralog a (gene roraa). NCBI's taxonomy places the organism in Eukaryota, Metazoa, Chordata, Chondrichthyes, Orectolobiformes, Rhincodontidae. Gene Ontology annotation, molecular function: RNA polymerase II cis-regulatory region sequence-specific DNA binding; nuclear receptor activity; zinc ion binding. Gene Ontology annotation, cellular component: nucleus. Gene Ontology annotation, biological process: regulation of transcription by RNA polymerase II. The coding region runs from base 24 to 1397 and encodes 457 amino acids. The record is from RefSeq and is a predicted model, not a curated record. The transcript has 10 exons.